AUGGAUUGCCUAAUCGGGAAAGCCCCGCACCCCGCCAAUCAAGCCCGGCGCUUUCUCUGCCCGCCGCAAUCUCCCGCCAUCAACUUCACCCGUUCCAUACUCGCUCGGUUCUUUUUCCUAGGUUUCUGGCGACCUGGUCUUCCUCAAUUGAUUCUUUUAGACAUUACAGGAAGCCCCCUAGUGACCGCCGUCAUGUCAGUCGCGCGAGUUCUGGUCAUUGCGGGAUCUGACAGCUCCGGUGGCGCGGGUCUGGAAGCGGACCAGAGGGUUCUGGCUGCACAUAGCUGCUAUGCUCUUACGGCAACGACUGGUCUCACGGCCCAGAAUACCUUGGGGGUGCAAGACAUCUUCAUUGUUCCCGCAGAGUUCGUGAAAAAGCAGAUUAAUGCCGGUCUGGAAGAUGUUGGCGCAGAUGUUGUCAAAUUGGGCAUGCUCUCUUCGGCAGAAACAAUCGACGUCAUUGCUGAAGCAUUGACCGUGCACCAAGUGCCUGCGGUGGUGCUGGAUCCGGUCAUGGUCUCUACUAGCGGGUCACGACUAUUACCUGAAGCAGCCAUUAAAGGUCUGCGGACAAAGCUUCUUCCCUUAACGACUGUUCUUACCCCCAACAUUCCCGAAGCCGUGCUGCUGCUGAAGGAUUCUGGUGUGGACGUCCCAGAACCGACGGACCUGCCUGGCCUUAUCCAGCUCGCGAAGCAGGUCUGCUCCUUAGGUUCCAAGGGUGUCCUACUCAAGGGAGGUCAUUUGCCGCUCACGAAUGAUAACCGGACCGCUCAGAAUCAUGAAGAUGCCUCCAAAGUCAUUGAUGUGUUUUAUGAUGGGAAAGACAUUACCUUGUUCGAGACUGACUAUCUGAUAUCGAAGAAUACACAUGGCACUGGCUGCUCACUUGCCUCAGCCAUUUCGGCCAAUCUCGCUCAUGGUAAGGAUAUGAGACGGGCAGUUCAGAGUGCGGUGCGAUUUGUUGAGGCGGGUAUUAAGACCAGCAUCGAUCUCGGAAAGGGUAGUGGACCGAUCAAUCACUUCCAUUCUUUCUACUGCCUACCUUUCUCGCCCGGACAUUUCGUGGAGUAUGCUCUAGACCGUCCCGACGUCCAGCCAGCGUGGAAGCGUUUCACCGAGCACGAGUUUGUCAAGAGAUUGGGAGAUGGCACACUUUCGGAGGAAAGGUUCAAGUCAUAUCUCGUGCAAGACUAUCUUUACUUGGUUCAAUUCGCCCGGAGCAACGCCCUAGCCUCGUACAAAGCUGGAGACAUGGAGUCCAUUGCCGCGUCGGCCAAGAUCGUUCUACACAUUCAACGUGAGACUGCGUUGCACCUCGACUACUGUGCUUCCUUUGGGCUGUCGAAGGAGCAAAUGGAGAGCACCCCCGAAACCAUUGCAUGCACCGCAUACGGCCGGUAUAUCCUUGAUAUCGGACAAUCGCAGGAUUGGCUCGCAUUGCAGGUGGCCCUUGCGCCCUGCUUACUCGGAUACGGGGCAAUUGCACAGAGGCUGUACAGCGACAAGGAGUCAGUCCGUGAGGGCAACCGAUACUGGAAGUGGAUUGAGAACUAUGUGGCGGAAGACUACACCGAAGCCGUGCGCUUGGGAUCCGAACUACUGGAGACGCAUAUGCGACAGGUUUCGCCCAGUCGAGUGGAAGAACUGAUCAAGAUCUUCAUACGAGCGACAGAGUUGGAGAUUAGCUUCUGGGACAUGGGGUUGGGUGGCAAACACUUGUAG
Aspergillus niger is the source of this 1725-nucleotide messenger RNA. RefSeq lists its product as uncharacterized. Gene Ontology annotation, biological process: thiamine biosynthetic process. The transcript has 9 exons. Gene Ontology annotation, molecular function: phosphomethylpyrimidine kinase activity; thiaminase activity; hydroxymethylpyrimidine kinase activity. The coding region runs from base 1 to 1725 and encodes 574 amino acids. The record is from RefSeq and is a predicted model, not a curated record. Gene Ontology annotation, cellular component: cytosol. NCBI's taxonomy places the organism in Eukaryota, Fungi, Ascomycota, Eurotiomycetes, Eurotiales, Aspergillaceae.